AUGUCUACGCUUACAAAAGAAGAUGUAUCUAUAAGUAACAUACUUGGAUUUGCCAGCGAUAAUCACUCAACAUUGAUGGGUAACAAGAGCGGAUUUCAAAAGUUAUUGAGAAUCGAUAUUCCGAUUGUAUUUACAAUAGGCUGUGUUUGCCAUUCGUUUGCACUUUGUUCAAGUCAUGCAGUGAGGGUGUUACCUUCGUAUCUCGAGUCCUUUUUAAAGGACUUAACUUACUUUUCUCGAAGUAGCAAACGUCAAAGUGACUUCUAUAUGAUACAAAGUGUUGUUGGCACAAAAGAAAACAAUAUUCCAAAGCUUUCGCAAACUAGAUGGUUGUCACAUAAAAAUGUAAUUAACGUUAUAAUAGAACGGUGGGAUGCCCUUGUACUUUAUUUUGAAUCUGAGGCUAAAGUAGAAAAAGUGGACGGAGCAAAAUGGAUCUAUGAAACAAUGAUUAACAAAGGGACGAAGCACAUGCUGCUCUUCUUACAUUAUAUAUUAAAGAAAGUAACCACUAUUAAUGUUGAGUUUCAUUCGGAACACUUUCGACUGCAUCUGUUGCAUACACUCCAAUCCAAUGAAUAUAAAAAUAUCCUUAGUUGCUUUAUAAAAGAGUAUGUUUUAGCUGUAUCUAAAGUAUCAGAUAUUGAUCUGAAUAACACAACAAAUCACAAAGAUAUGAGUGAUAUUUACCUCGGUGAACGCGCAAUGAGAUAUCUAGAACAAAACCCCAUCGUUGGUGAAUCAGCUAAAUUCAAAACCGAAUGUAAACAUUUUUUAUAUAGAAUUAUGCUCUCAAAUAAAAAUGGGAUUUCCUCUCGAUGA
Messenger RNA from Octopus bimaculoides (California two-spot octopus), 822 nucleotides. RefSeq lists its product as uncharacterized. The record is from RefSeq and is a predicted model, not a curated record. NCBI's taxonomy places the organism in Eukaryota, Metazoa, Mollusca, Cephalopoda, Octopoda, Octopodidae.